GGGGGGGAAAUAGCCUCCUUGCCCAAGUGAGGAUUUCGGCCGCGCUCCUCUGUGUUGAGCUCUUGGUGCAAAUAUUACAUCCCUACAAUUUAACAUAUCGACAUGUGUAUUUUAAAAAAAGCAUGCUCAAUUUAUAUUGUUGGCAUAACAAGAAACAUUAAACGAGACAACAAAUAGGGCGAGUACAAAAAAAAACCGACCGAAACAAAUCAAAGACUAAAUAAAAGUUUGACAAAUCGUCAGACAACAAAGGCGAUCGUGAGAGCGCGUGCACCAUCCCCCCCCCCCCCCCCCGCGUUGAACAUGAAGAGGAGGCAAGUCUGUACGGUGCCCAAGUCGGCCGACUCUAGCCCCAAGGAGGAAGGCGGCGACGGCCACGAUGCCAGCGGUGGCGUCCGACUCGCGCGCACGAUCGGCUUCGCCACGGGCGUCAACGUGCUGGUGGGCAGCAUGGUGGGCUCGGGCAUCUUCGUGUCGCCCGGCGGCGUCCUCCGUUUCGUCGGCGGUGACCCCAGCUCGGCGCUCCUCGUGUGGGCCGGCUGCGGGCUGCUCUCCCUCCUGGGUGCCCUCUGCUACGCCGAGCUGGGCGCUGCGGUGCCCACGACGGGUGGCGAGUACGCGUACGUCCGGCGCGCGUUCGGCGCUCCGCUCGCGUUCCUCUUCGCGUGGACGUCCGUGGCGCUGCUGCGGCCGGCCAUGAACUCGGCCGUGGCGCUCACGUUCGCCGAGUACGUCCUGCGACCGCUCUUCCAUGGCUGCCCCGCGCCGCCCGCAAUCGUCAAGUGCCUGGCCAUCGCUUCGCUGCUGGUCGUGGGCAUCCUCAACUGCGUCAGGUCGGCGGCUCGUGAACAGCAACAGCGACAACGCAGCGAGGCACUUGUCCGCGCGCGUGUGUGUGUGUGCCCUGACCGUUCGGCCGGCGCAGUAGUUGCGCGCGGCUGUAAACCGUUCCCGAUAUCUGUCUCUAUCUCGGUGGCCCGCUGCGGGUCCGAUAUGCGACGCAUUCACCGUUUAAUCAAUGAUCUAAUUUCCAUAAAUUUUCAUGCGUCGUCUGUGAACGUCGACUGCAGUGGCAGCCAAGAUAAAUUUUCUCAGGUGUGCGACCUUGAUGCCGCCGUGAGUGACAGAAUACAGAAAUACGACCCCCGAGUCCACUUAGAGGAGUCUCAGGGCCGGUUCAGAAACUCGUCGGCGAUGCUGGCCGUGGAGCGGUACACCGAGCUUCGGUCAACGUGUUUGGAGCGCAGUAGCGCGGAUCACCGUGCUCAGACGUCACCAUGUGCCCUUUCGAGUGACGCGGGCGAGCACAGUGCUCUGCUCAUCACAUCCCCCAUCGUUCACCGCGAGGGCAACGGCGACGCGCGUGAACCCUGCGAGGUGGCUGACAAGCUGCUCAAGGACUUGACAAUACCGCCGACGCUUGCCCCCCUCCCCGCUCCCACUCCCCCACCCCUGUGCAGCAUGAAGUGGGCAAUGCGAGCCCUGGACGUGCUGACGCUGCUCAAGAUGCUGGCGCUGGCCAUCGUCAGCGUGGGCGGCCUGGUGCUGCUGGCCAGCGGUCGCACGCACAACCCGCUGGGCUCGUUCGCCGGCGCGCCGCCAAGCCCCGCGCAGAUCGGAGAGUCCUUUUACCAGGGACUGUGGGCGUACGGCGGAUGGAACGCUCUCAACUAUGCCACAGAGGAGCUCAAGGAUGUGCACAAGAACAUCACGCGCUGCAUCGUGGUGGCAGUGCCCCUGGUAACUGCAUUCUACGUGCUGGUGAACAUCUCAUACAUGACCGUCUUGACUCCGAAGGAGAUCAUAUCUUCAGCCGCCGUGGCGGUGACGUGGGGCGACCGCGUGCUCGGCUCCUUCUCGUGGAUCGUGCCGCUCUCGGUGGCCGUGUCGACCUUCGGCUCGCUCAACUGCAGCGCCUUCGUCAUGGGGCGCCUCAACUACGCGGCCGCGCGCGAGGGCCACGCGCUGCCCUUGCUCGCCAUGCUGAGCGUGCGCCACCAGACACCAACGCCGGCCGUCGCCUUCUCCACGCUGCUGUCCGUCGCCUUCGUCCUGCCCACCGACCUCAUCAUGCUCACCAACUACUUCGGCUUCGUCACCUGGCUGCUCGUGGGGCUCAACUGCGCGGGGCUGCUGGUGCUGCGCUACCGCGAGCCCGACCUCCGCAGGCCGUACAGGGUGCUGUGGCCUGUACCCGUGGUGGUGGUGCUCGUGUGUGGGUACCUGGUGCUCGCCCCCAUCGUGUCGUCUCCGCGCUACGAGUACCUGUUCGCGCUGCUCUUCGUGCUCGCCGGAUUUGUCUUCUACGUGCCCUUCGUGCACUUCAAGCUGCGCGCGCCGUGCCUCCCCGCGCUCACCUGCUGGCUGCAGCUGCUCCUCGAGGUGUCGCCGACUGUCGCGCCGGCCACGUGCGUGGACGCCGUGCGAUAGCGACGAGACGCGCGCCGUGCAAGCUCCGCGGUCCGCAGCGACGGCUGGCCGCGCCUUCACCUGUCUACGCCUAAGGUGGAGGGCCGAGCGGGUGCUGCCGCCAUUAGCGCGCGGUUAGAGUCACGUCGUCAGUGACGCGACGUGUCCGCCGCUCACUGUAGAGGUCUGCGGUUCGAAGGCCCAGUUGCCGCCCUGGUUAAUGCUGCGGGUGUAUUGACCACAGAUGUGCGAAAAAUGUGCUUGGUUUUUGCUUCACCGUGUACGUUCAAGGUCCCAUUACAAUACUUUAAAAAGUAGGCCGAAUUUUAACAAUGCUGUGAAUACCAAAUAUACUCAAGUAUUCCCAUUGUUAUAAUGCAUCAUAAUAUCCAAAUUAGCAUUGUUUGUACAGCACUCAUUCGCACUGCUGAUUCUAAGACGAUGGUAGACAUUCAAAUUUAUUUCUGACAGGUGGGGACUGUGGCCCAGUCUACUUAUAGGAACAACCACAAAUGAGUUCCUUCGAAAUCAAACUAAACUGAAUUAUUUUUAUUUUAUCACGUAAGGCCCACUGACCUACAGUAUAUAGCUCCUUUUUCAAAGCAACCUGGACACAAAUUAUAGCUCAAUGAAGUGGGUAAUCAUGUGGAAAUGUACA
Molecule: messenger RNA, 3067 nt
Organism: Petromyzon marinus (sea lamprey)
Lineage: Eukaryota; Metazoa; Chordata; Hyperoartia; Petromyzontiformes; Petromyzontidae
Source: RefSeq, a predicted model, not a curated record